This is a messenger RNA of Cynoglossus semilaevis (tongue sole), 1650 nucleotides long. Its product is annotated as erythrocyte band 7 integral membrane protein-like. The record is from RefSeq and is a predicted model, not a curated record. NCBI's taxonomy places the organism in Eukaryota, Metazoa, Chordata, Actinopteri, Pleuronectiformes, Cynoglossidae. Gene Ontology annotation, cellular component: plasma membrane. Bases 773 to 1642 code for a protein of 289 amino acids. The transcript is spliced from 7 exons.
UAGAGAGUGAUAUUUGGUUUGACUCAUCCAAUACCACAGCUAGCAUUUUAAAGCAAGGCUGCAAACACUCUGGAAAUCCCACCAGGACAUGGUCAAAGAAACAGAGUUAGAGUGCUGAAUGACUGUAUGUAUCAGACUCGUCAAGCAGUUCUGUGGGCUGUGGAAGAGCCAGCAACAGUGUUGUCAGAUGGGAAUUGACUAAUUAUUCUUCUACUGGCUAAUGCAAAGUGAUAAAGUGGCUUUUUGAAGCACUUUCACCAUAUCAGGACAUCAUUCCUUAAAUCAAAAUAAUACCAAUAUACUGGAAGUACCAAUGUUGCCCAUGUACACAAAAUAAAAAUAAGUGCAAAGCCACGUUAAAAUUUCCAUUCGCUAAUUUUAAAAAUAUAUUUUUAUUCACAAGUAAGUUUCUAGAUUUAAAGAAUUUGUAAGGUGUGAAUGUGACACCAUGCAGCAUAUACACACAUAUAUCAGAGCAGCAGACGGCUCUCCUGUGUCACCAAUUGUUAAUUCAUUACAGUACUGCACUCAGGAGGUGUCAGUAUCCUCCUGCAUGAUCAUGUAAGAUCACUGUUCAGGAGUCAAGUUACAUGUUGGAAUACAUACAGUAUAUACCAAUCGAGAACAUAAAUGUGUGUGUGUUUCUGUGUGUGUGCCCGUUUGUGCAUGCAUGUACGAUUAGGGAGGGGGAGUGCCGCACCCAGUAGGAUAAGGAGACGAGUAAACAAAUGCAGCGUUCUCUUCAUCACACAGUCUGUGGCAACGUUUACUCAUGAUCUCCACUACGUGCAGCACGGUAGAGAUGGUGACACAGGGCAAACUCGAGAUCAGCACCUCGGAGAACAUUGAAGAUAAAAACUCAGGAAAACUGGGAUGCUGCGGCUGGCUGCUGGUCAUUAUAUCAGUUUUGCUUCUUUUCUGCACGUUCCCGUUGUCAUUAUUCAUGUGUUUUAAGAUAGUACAAGAGUACGAACGAGCUGUCAUUUUUAGACUCGGCAGGAUCGUAGACAGGAAGCCAAAAGGACCAGGACUUUUCUUUGUCCUGCCAUGCACAGAUGUUCUUGCUAAAGUUGAUCUCAGGACCAUAUCCUUUGAUAUCCCUCCACAAGAGAUCCUGACCAAAGACUCAGUUACUGUGUCUGUGGAUGCUGUCGUCUUCUUCCGCAUAUACUGCCCGAUAUCAGCUGUGGUCAAUGUGUCCAACGCUCCUAAUUCUACACGCCUGCUGGCCCAAACUACUCUGAGGAAUGUACUUGGUACCAAAAACCUGGCAGAACUGCUCUCUGACAGAGAGGGAAUCUCUCUAAGUAUGCAGGAAUCUCUGGAUGAUGCCACUGAUCCAUGGGGAAUCAAGGUGGAGCGUGUGGAGAUCAAGGAUGUGAAGUUGCCGCAGCAGCUGCAGAGGGCCAUGGCAGCAGAGGCAGAGGCCAGCCGAGAGGCCAGGGCAAAGGUUAUAGCAGCAGAGGGGGAGAUGAAUGCGUCUCGGGCUCUGAAAGAAGCCUCUCUGGUAAUUGCUGAGUCUCCCUCUGCUCUGCAGCUGAGAUACCUGCAGACGCUCAACAGCAUCGCAGCAGAGAAGAACUCCACCAUCAUCUUCCCUCUGCCGUUAGACAUGAUGCAGGCCUUCAUGCCCAGAAAGUGACACCGUGG